This is a messenger RNA of Calypte anna (Anna's hummingbird), 908 nucleotides long. RefSeq names its product transmembrane protein 208 (gene TMEM208). Gene Ontology annotation, cellular component: intracellular membrane-bounded organelle. Gene Ontology annotation, biological process: vacuolar protein processing. The record is from RefSeq and is a predicted model, not a curated record. Lineage: Eukaryota; Metazoa; Chordata; Aves; Apodiformes; Trochilidae.
GUUCAGCCGUGCCCCGGUCCCGGUCCCGCCUUUCCGGCUCCGGUGGUGCCGGAAGCGGAGCGCGGAGCCGGCGCGGCCAUGGCGCCCAAGGGGAAGGCGGGCACCAAGGGCAAGAAGCAGAUCUUCGAGGAGAACCGGGAGACGCUUCGCUUCUACCUCCGCAUCAUCCUGGGGGCCUCCGCGGUGUACGCCGUGGUCAACCUGGUGAUCUUCUACCCCACCACCUCUGCCUGGACGUGGCUCGCCUUCGCCUUCAGCUCCGUCAUCUACGGCACCAGCUACCGCUCCAUGACCUCCAUGGCCAAGCCGUCUUUCACCGAUGGCAGCCUUGCCGACGGAGGAAUCGACCUGAAUAUGGAGCAAGGAUGGCAGAGUGAGCAUCUCAAGGAUGUGAUCCUGCUGACAGCCAUGGUCCAAGUGCUGAGCUGCUUCUCCCUCUAUGUCUGGUACUUCUGGCUCCUGGCUCCAGGACGUGCUCUUUACCUCCUGUGGGUGAACAUUCUGGGGCCCUGGUUUACAGCUGAGGCUUCUCCUGGUCAGGAACCAAACGAGAAGAAGCAACGUCGACAGGAACGCCGGCAGAUGAAACGCUUCUAGGCCUGGCUGGGGAGACAGAUCCAUGCCAUCUCUCACCUCCAUGCUGUUGUUUCAUCAGGGAUGCAAGUGAAACCUACCCAGAAGCAUUGCAGUAGCUGUGUUACCCUCUGUUGUUGCUGCUCUUCCCCCCAAAGGCCGCAAGAGACUCCCCUUGGUUGGACUUGAGUGCCUUGCUCCUGGGGAUGAGGAGGGGGGUGAUGCUGGGAUGGCUGCAAAAAAAAACCCUUUUUAAAGCAGCACUGUUACUGUGUUCCAGGCUGGGGAUUACAACGUUGGAGAAACAGUACAUUAAAAGAGCAGAGCCUGCCUGA